Messenger RNA from Labrus bergylta (ballan wrasse), 4376 nucleotides. Its product is annotated as junctional adhesion molecule 3B. Gene Ontology annotation, biological process: cell migration; cell-cell adhesion. Gene Ontology annotation, cellular component: protein complex involved in cell adhesion; plasma membrane; cell-cell contact zone. The record is from RefSeq and is a predicted model, not a curated record. NCBI's taxonomy places the organism in Eukaryota, Metazoa, Chordata, Actinopteri, Labriformes, Labridae. Gene Ontology annotation, molecular function: protein homodimerization activity; cell-cell adhesion mediator activity; integrin binding.
CCUCUCUCCAUCCACACCAAAGCUCUUUUAGCUACUUUGCGCAUGUACGGCCAGUCGAACCGAGCAUUGCAUCGAUUCCAAGAUGGCGAAAACACGUCUGGCUUGCCUCCUGACUCUCCUCUCAACUCACUGCUACGUCAGCGUGUUAGCAGUGGUCCUGAAAACGAGUAACGACUCCCCAUGGACCGAUGAGUUCGACAAAAUUGAGUUAUCGUGUUUGAUAGAGUCCAUCUCAACGACCAAUCCCAGAAUUGAAUGGAAGAAGAUAACAAGUGAAGGACCCAGUUAUGUGUACUACGACAAGAAGAUCUCAGGAGCCUUGGAGAACAGAGCAGUGAUCAGAGAACCGGCCACGUUACUGAUAACCAACGCCACUAGAUCGGACACUGCCAAAUAUCGCUGUGAGGUUACGGCCGCUUACGACCAGAAGUCGUUUGAUGAGAUUGUGAUCGACCUUGUUGUAAGAGUAAAGCCUGUGGUGCCCAAGUGCAGUGUCCCAAAGUCUGUGCCUUUUGGGAAGUCUGCAGAGCUGAGCUGCAUGGAGGACGAGGGCUUCCCAAAGUCUCAGUACCAGUGGUUCAAGAACCGAGAGGAGAUCCCAGACGACCCAAAGACCAGCAUCAGGUUCUUGAACUCCUCGUACACGCUCAACGCAGAAACAGGAACUCUGAUGUUCAUCGCAGUCAGAAAAGAAGAUGCAGGCGAUUACUUCUGCCGAGCGAAGAAUGAUGCUGGACAUGCGGAGUGUCCGCCCCAAAACAUGGAAGUCUAUGACAUUGAUGUGGUUGGCAUCGUACUGGGAGUGCUGGUGGUAGUGGUGGUGCUUUUAUGUAUAACAGCGGGGAUCUGCUGUGCGUACAAGAGAGGCUUCUUCUCCAGCCAAAAACAGACAGGGAACAAUUACAAAGUUCCAGCUAAAGGAGAUGGAGUGGACUACGUCCGGACGGAGGAUGAGGGGGAUUUCCGACACAAGUCAUCAUUUGUGAUCUGAAGAAGAAGACGAGGAGGAGGAUGAGCGGCUUUGUGCUGAGUGAGAGACAUGACAUGUGGGACUGAACUCUACGCUGUCUGACACGAGGCCGCCGCGGUUCAUGCCCGGAGCGCUCAGCACGACAAAAAAAAACAACCACUCAAAGUUUGCCAAAGGUGACAACAAGAAUCCACAGGACAACAAAACGUCAAACUGUCACACACGUAAAGACUGAGAUUCAUUUGUCGACUUUUAACACCAACAAUGGAAUUCAUUUGACUAAAUUCUGGAGAUUUUCUUUACAGGUAUUGCAUGGUUUUAAAACAGGUGGAGCAGUGAAACCAUUCUUUGUUCCUCGAGGUAGAAACAGCAGAGUCUGUGUCCUCCAGAGUCUGUCGGUCAUGACACAUUUCUACUGUAAAACAUUAGCUUCAAACCUUCUGUCAUUUCUAUAACAUUUGUUUUCUACUGUUGAAAUUUGUCAGACUAUUUUUGAUGGAAUAUAUUUUAAAAUGCCUAUAGAUAAAGGUUUACUUUUUUAAAUAUUUGUAAAAUACUAACAUGUGUUUUUUUUAUUUGGUUGUGGAUAAAAAUAUGUAACACUUUAACCACUUUGCAUCAAGCUGUAAGCAUUUACACCUAUGAAAUCAUGAGAAAAAGAACAAAAAAAAAUGUUUUGGCAUAUCAAGAUGUGCUUCUUGAUGGGCGGUCUUACAUAUUUAAUUUCUGCGUUGGGAAAAGCCCAGCUCCUGUCGUGGUAGACUUCCAUGUCCAUGUUUGUAGAUAGUCUUUGAAGAGUGCCAGUCCAAUGCUGUGAAACACUGUACACGAUCAGUGCUGCAUUUUCUUGAUUUUUAAGUGUCCUUCUAUGCUUGCUGUUAAUCUGUAUAUAUUGAAUUUGCGCCAGAAUAGUUUUGCUGUCAUACAUAUGUUCAGUAUUUCACUAAAAUAAUAAUGAAUUGAUAGAAAUAUGACUAAUAACAGGGUGUGUAGGUUAACCUUCCAGACCCAGCCAAAAGGAGAGUACUCAUCAGUAUGAAAACUAAGAAUACAGGAUACUUUCUUUUUUUUAAGCCAGUAUUUAAAUUCUGAAUAUAGACGAUUCGGUGAUAGAGAGAACCAUUGCUACCAGUUCAAAGUUGAUAUUUGAUCUAAGUUAAUGUAUUUAAUGUAACCACAACUGGAAAAAAAAAAACAGACCAAAAUCUGAUGCCACAUUUAAUAUUGAUCAUAGCUGAUCUGCUCCACUCUGUUUACGAACUGUGUGCUGAUAAUUGUGCAUGGGCAAGAUGAUUUAGAAAUAAAUUAUAGCCGCUAUAUAUUUUUAUUUCCUAUAUUGAUCAACAGGGAUGUUUAUAAUGAAACAUAGUUAGAUAUGCUGCCAGUUUGACGGUAUCCGGAAAACACUGAAGCCUGAAAAAAAUCAGAUGUCAAUUUUUAGACUUUAAUUUUUUAAAACAAACUAAACUUGUCAAACCUUUUAAAGGCUGUAAAUUAAGAUAAAUUAAAAUCAGUAAAGCUGAAGGUGAAGUUUUCUGAUCAUCUGGUUUUAUCAGAUUUUCUUAAGCAGACACAGGAGUUCACUGAGGGGCUGUGAGCUGAACUGCUGCUCACUGUACAAGCUUAGGUGAUCAUCAUUCAUUAUUUUUUUGUUUUUACAAAUUCUCUUAGCUUCCCAAAUAAAAGGAUACCCAACCCACAUAGUCAAUAAAAUAACAGAAUGAAGCAGUUUCACAUUUGCUGUGACGCACCUUCUCAGGGCUGAGAGCUGAGCUGCCACUCACUUACUCUUACUAGCAGACUAAACUCCCUAACUUAAAUUAUAUGGAGAUGACCGAUCUCUAUCGUUUCAUUGCCCAGCACUCAUUAUCGCUCAUUGGUUGGUAGACCUAAUCUAACGUUUCUAAUGUUAGUUAUCGUGUUAACAAAAUUGUAGUUGGAAAGAAAAAUCAAGUUUGGUUUGGUUGAUGCUUGUAUUUUUAUUCCUCCGGUCAAAAGUUCAGUGUUAGGGUGAUAUAGCAUAUAGCCUAUGUAUCAGGGGUCUGGAGGGUUAACAGUUGUUCUGAUUGUAUAUAGAUUUUUUUUUCUUUCUCUCUCAGAAGAUUAUGUAAAGUGGUGAAAAAUGAAAAAAAAAAUCCUAUUUGAGGCGACAUGAAACUCUUUCCAUUUGAAAGACUGAUAAAAAACAUUUUACCAAUUCAUAAAUCUCUUGUUGGGUAGUUAUGAGUGUUUUGAAUCAACAAAUGUGGUAAAGUGUUAGCUUAGCAUCAGUCAUGGUAGAGACGAUCUGCCCAACAUUGCACAUAGGAAGUUGUCAACACUGCUCAGUCUUUUUCCAGGUCGACAUGUUGCAUUCAGGAACCAAGAGAAGAUGUUUUAAGAGUAUAAAACCCAUUCAUCUUAACAAAUGAAGUUUAAGGUACAUGCUGAGAUACAAGUCCCCAGAACACAGAUGCAUACAUUUCCCCUCUCAUUUGUACAAAUUCAUUCCUCUUAAGUGCCUUUAAAGUAGUCCAGUUUCUCUACAGCCAUGCUCUGUCCUGCUUUCACAUUUCUACGAUACUCUCGAGGGUUUCAUGAUUAACCACAAGCGCGGCGUUUGAGAGGAAUGAUAUCACCACAAAUCUCCACUUCUCUUCUUUACAUACAUAUCUGCAAAUUUGUAAAUAGCUUCUUUUUUUUUCAUAGAGUUGAUGGUGUAGACAUGUUGAAGUAGAAAAUAGAAAUAUAUUAGUGCCUAAAUAUAGUGGGAAUUAUUUUUGCAGAAGACACAUAAUAGCACUAUUAGGCAAAGGAAAAAAGAAGGAUACCCAUAGCAGGGCCACUUAUAUAUUAGCUCUGGUUUAGAACAGGUUUAAAUCUGUCCUGGCUGACUGCUGCUCCACUGCUCUCAGAGACAAACACAAUGUUCAAACCCAGAGUCGACCCAGUGUUCAUGAACAUGUCAGCAGCUGUAAUGGAGCUCUGAUUAUUCAGCCAAUGUGAGCGCUUAUUAAAGCAGAGUUCAUGCAAAGUGUCAGACACAAACAAACACACAGAGAACCAUGCAGGACGCCUACAUUUAGACCACAGGCAGCCCUGAACACGUCCGCCUGUGAUCUGGUUUGAUGUUGUAAAGCAGCGGUGGUACACAUUAUAUUUACACCACAGAGGAAGAUGGUUUCCAGUGUUGUUGUUUUUUUUAAAGCUAACUCACCACUGUCUUUCAAAUCAAAGAUGGCAGCGCUCCUCUGAUGCAGCUCUGUUAAACUGUUACUGACUGAGGUCUGGUGCAUCAUGUGAGAAACAACAUGACUUUCUGAUCGAAACUCACAAACAGUAGAAUGUCCAUCUGGAGCCUGCUGGGGCUGUUUUUGUUCAUUUUAGAAACACUCUUUGUGAUUAAUAAAACUCACUUCUGAUAUUA